Staurois parvus is the source of this 477-nucleotide messenger RNA. The record is from the annotation of a GenBank genome assembly. NCBI's taxonomy places the organism in Eukaryota, Metazoa, Chordata, Amphibia, Anura, Ranidae.
AUGGGCCCCUAUACCGCCUCCUCAUGCUGCUGCCAGGCCCCUAAUCUGCCAUGGGCCCCUAUACCGCCUCCUCAUGCUGCUGCCAGGUCCAGAGUCUCUCAUGGGUCCCUAUACGGCCUCCCAUUGCUGCUGUCUCCAUCGCCACACUCUGCCAUGUGCCACUUUCAGGUCUCCUCACACUGCUGGUGUGUUCCAUUUUUUGUCAUAGGGUGCUGGCAGAUUACGGGCCUCCCAUAGCUGCUGCCAGGCCCCUAAUCUGCCAUGGGCCCCCGUUCCAACUCCUCAUGCUGCUGCCAGGCCCGUAAUCUGUCAUGGGCCCCUGUACCGCCUCCUCAUGCUGCUGCCAGGUCCAGAGUGUGUCAUGGGUCCCUGUACGGCCUCCCAUUGCUGCUGUCUCCAUCGCCACACUCUGCCAUGUGCCACUUUCAGGUCUCCUCACACUGCUGGUGGUUUCCAUUUUUGUCAUAGGGUGCUGUA